UUUUAAUCAGUAAAUUUAUAAAUAAUUUUAUUGUGUAAGGUUCAAGUUUGCUUUUAAUGAAAUGUGUAUCACUUAUGCUUGUUUUAGAACUUGUGGUGUCGUUGAUUCCUCUCCUUUCCCUGUGUAAUAACUGCCACUUUCAAAAAGAUUUGAUUCUACUUGCACAUAACGACUAUAGAAGAAUUCACUCGGUUAAUUCACUUGAAUGGAACGAUGAAUUGGCUAAAUCAGCUGAAAAGGAGGCUUUAAAGAUUACCAAGGAGAAAUGUGAUUUGCCGCUAUAUUACUCAGAACUCGCUGGGACCAAUUAUUUAUCUGUUUCUAAAAGAUUAUUUAAUGAAGGAAUUGCUGUUCAGUUUUGGUACGAAGGAAUUAAAGAAUAUGAUUUUGACAAAUCUGGAGUGUUAACCAGGAAUCCUAAUGUUUUAGCAUUUACACAGCUGGUGUGGAAAAACACAAAGUUUAUUGGUUGUGGCGUCUCAUGUUGUAGUGAUAAUAUAGUACUAGUCUGCAGAUAUCAUCCAUUUGGGAACAUUCCAGGCCAAUUUAGCGGAAAUGUGUUUGAGAAGUUUUACAAAUCGCAAGGAGAGCUUUAAUUUCAUACCCCAUCUCGUAUUUAUUAAGGAUACUGAAAUAUCAUUGACAUACUGUCAAUAUCAGCUUGUGAAUGUGUAAUUAUAUUCAGUAUAUGGUGUACUAGUACUAACUAUGAUUUUGACGGUUCUCUAAUGGGGCGACAACU
This is a messenger RNA of Theileria parva strain Muguga, 742 nucleotides long. RefSeq names its product Cysteine-rich secretory family protein (gene PRY1). The transcript has 9 exons. The coding region runs from base 57 to 596 and encodes 179 amino acids. Lineage: Eukaryota; Apicomplexa; Aconoidasida; Piroplasmida; Theileriidae. The record is from RefSeq and is a predicted model, not a curated record. Gene Ontology annotation, cellular component: extracellular region.